AUGGGAGCGAGCAACUUUGGGUUCAACUCUACCGGCGACUCCCUGUUCGAGUCUGAGUGCAGCAAUGCCCUGAUUGAGGGUGACUUCAGUGCUUACUGGAUGCCAAAGCUGUACUUUCAUGACAAGGAUAAAGGCACUUUCGAGCCCGUUGAACUGUUUUAUAUGAACGUCUACUACUUCUUCGAGGGAACCAACGACAAGAUCAAAGCCUUCCCUAAGGGACUUCAAAUGGUUAGCGGGGAUGCCAUGACACGAACGUGCCCUACUUCGGGCAAGCAGAUCACGGAUCCUGAUGAUGGCACUAUCCAGCCUGCUCAAAUCACAUGCCCCCGAAGCAACUUUAACCCUCCAUCAUAUCCAGUGGACUCUGACGGCUCAAAAGCUGGUAUUGUGGACCCCAACAACAAGGGUUCUGGUGUUGGAUUUCCAUUCGCUGAAUGCGAUGGCUAUGCGUCCCCUCUGCGUGCCGAUUUGCACUUCCCUUCAUGCUACAAGCCAUCGGUUGGCCUGACCAACUACAAGGAGAAUAUGGCCUGGCCUACACACACCGGCAAUGGCAUGCAGGACUGCGCAGAGGGUGAGAUACAUGUCCCACAUCUUUUCUACGAGAUGUAUUGGAACACCCCCAAGUUCAUCGACCGCUGGACUCCCAACCAAGGUUACCAGCCAUUCGUCUUCUCCAACGGAGACGUGACUGGAUGCUCUCUCCACGGUGACUUCUUGGCCGCCUGGGAUGAAAACACCCUCCAGCACAUCAUUGACACUUGUGAUGCGGGUGAUUCUGGUAUGGACAACUGCCCUGGUGUCACAGUCAGAGAUAAGAAGAAGGAGUGCCACAUUGCACCUCUCGUCAACGAGGCUGUCACUGGUGUCUUGUCUAAGCUUCCUGGCGACAACCCAUUGGCAGGCUGGAGCUACGGCACCGGCACCGGUGGUGGAUCUUCGUCUGGCGGCUCUUCUGGCUCUUCCAGCUCCGCUGCCGCGCCUGCUCAGUCCUCUACUACUCCCGGCGGUGUCAAGGUCGACCCACCAACGACCUCAAAGGCUGCCCCGGUAUCUACGCCUCCUGCGGAGACUGAAUCUGAGUCCUCAACUAAGGCUCCCGCUGCUCCUACCACCACGGCAGUCGAAGAACCCGAGCCGACGUCGACCAAGGCUCCCGUCGAGUCACCAAAGCCAACGUCCGCCCCUGCCGUCGUCAACAACGCUGGCAACGGUGUCCAUGUCUCGACCGUGUGGGACACCAUUUAUACUACUGUCACAACCACUGUUUACGAAGACGAUCUUCCAGAAGCCACACAGGCGCCGUCCGCUGCGAAUGCAUCUCUACCUGAUGUUGCGGGAUGGAAGUAUGCUGGCUGCUUCAAGGAUACCCGUACGCGUGUCAUCCAGGGCGAGAGGCUCCCGAACCUAGGCGCUAUGUCAAACGAGAAGUGUGUGAGCUACUGCCAGUCCAAGGGCUUCUCCGUGGCUGGCACAGAGUAUGGUGGUCAAUGCUUCUGUGGCAACGAGCUGGUCGGCUCCGAGCAGCUAGCCGAGUCUCUCUGCGAUGCUGCUUGCGAAGGCGACAGCGCAGACACCUGUGGUGGUGACUGGAGCCUGACGCUCUACAGCUCCACCGGCAGUGCUCCUCUGGCUAAGCGCCACGAGCACGCUUACAACCACUUCCUCAACCACCGCCGCAGCGCUCAUCGACGCAGAUGA
Molecule: messenger RNA, 1704 nt
Organism: Phaeoacremonium minimum UCRPA7
Lineage: Eukaryota; Fungi; Ascomycota; Sordariomycetes; Togniniales; Togniniaceae
Product: putative wsc domain protein
Exons: 1
Coding region: 1-1704 (567 amino acids)
Source: RefSeq, a predicted model, not a curated record